Aspergillus steynii IBT 23096 is the source of this 1150-nucleotide messenger RNA. RefSeq lists its product as uncharacterized. The transcript has a single exon. Bases 368 to 928 code for a protein of 186 amino acids. Lineage: Eukaryota; Fungi; Ascomycota; Eurotiomycetes; Eurotiales; Aspergillaceae. The record is from RefSeq and is a predicted model, not a curated record.
UCGUUCUCUUUGGGCAGCGCGAUCACAAGACCCCGCCAAGUGUCGCUCGAGCCCUAAAGUCGGGCCUGCAGAAUCCGCUACGACCGGCCAACGAGGCGGGAUUCCCAUCGUUUAAAGAAUGCGGCGAAAGGAGGCCGGAAGCAAUCAAUGACGACGACAAAGAAAGCAUCGAUAAUGUGAUAUAAAGGGGUGGAUCAUGCAGCUAAACGAGGGUCCCCCCUGGUUAGUUGGGAGGGAUCCGGGACGGGGAGCCCCCAAAAUGAUGGAAUAGAUCAUACGGAGUAAUAAACAAUAAACAAAAAAAUUCAGUAUUUAAAAUGAAAAGGAAAUGGCCCAGAAGGGAUAAUCCACAAAUAAUGGGGAAAUAAUGCGCGCCAGCACCCAACCGGACGCGGCCAGGGAAAAAAGCAACGCGAAUCGGCUGCAGGAUCGUCAUCGUCCAUGGGCGGCGAUAACCUCAUGGACCGGCCGAGUGACACGCAGCCAUGCAAGGGAUGUGCCAAACAGUCCAUCGCAAUCAUCCCUGGAGGAGUUCGUCGAGGAAAUGAUGAAACAUGACAAAUCACGGCGAAAUCUGGCCGGCGCUCACCAAUCGCUUGUGCGGAUGGUUAUAAUCGUGAUAAUCGCGAUCAUUUCCGGCGUCGAAUACGGAGGCAAGUCGGAUGGGCAGGAUGUCGAUGCCAACCAGGCUGGCGGAGUGGGCAGCUGGACAAAUCAUGGAGUGGAGCCGGGCCAAUUGACAGUUCACACUACUCCCAUUUCCGUAUUCUUCCAUGGGCCUUCCCUGGGGCAGAUCGGAGCGCAAGAGUGGAGCUCCGUCAGCUCCCAGAAUAGCGAGCGAACAAUGAUGAAUCAACUUGGCGAUGCGAUGGCGUUGAAAGAGACAAAGAGCCCCGUCGCUGGAAUCCCGGUCGCCACGACUCGCUAAAUUCUCAUUGUCGUCGUCUGGUUGCCCGGAUGCGGACAAUUGACAGAACCAGCAGAAGAAUACGAUGCAAAUGACGCCAGAACAGAGAAUAAUGAAUGGUUUCCUGCAGCCCGUCCGGCCGAGUUGGCAACGCGACGGGGAUGGCGUGCAGAUUGGAUCCGUCACCUCGACUUUCUGGCGGUGAAUCCAAUCAUUUUUUUUUUCUUUUCCUUAUUUUGAUUU